AUGAAGCUGGAACUAUCAGAGAACACGGCUCAUUCCAAACGUAAUCGUAAAGUCAUGAAGAUUCUGUUGGCGAUAACCUGCCUGAUCGGAUUGGUCGCAACUUUCGAGAAAAACAAUCUCACUGUGAUCGAUCAGGUGUAUCUCGACAUUAUGAUAGACGAUCAUCCAGUGGGAAGAAUCGUCAUAGGGUUAUUCAGUGAUAUCGUACCUAAAACUACGAAGAAUUUUCUCACCUUGGCCACUACAGGGAUUGGGGGGAAAACUUAUAAGCAUAGCACGUUUCAUCGGGUGAUUAAGAAAUUUAUGAUACAAGGUGGAGAUAUAGAGAAUGGAGACGGGACUGGAUCGAUUAGCAUCUAUGGAAAAACGUUUGACGACGAGAAUUUCGAGAUUGGUCACAAUGCACCCAUGUACGUGAGUAUGGCGAAUGCAGGAAAGAAUACGAAUGGAUGUCAAUUCUUUAUUACGACUAUUCCUACACCCUGGUUAGACGGAAAGCAUACUGUGUUUGGAAAGGUGAUCGAAGGGCAGGAUGUAGUUUUUAAGAUCGAGCAGACGAAAACGGAUGCUGAUGAUGUGCCGAUUAAACGCGUGGUUAUCUUCGAAUGUGGUUCCAUACCUACCCCGUCUCCGUUUAAAGUGGAUGAUAAUAUUUAUAAUAUCUGGGCAUGGAUAAAAGCAACAUCUAUACCAUUAGGUUUCAGCUUCUCGGUCCUGGCUGUGUUUCAUUAUAUGAUGAAGAAAUUAGAUGUGUAAUUAUAAUACACGUUGCAUAAAUUUACUUCAAGAACAAAAAUUUCAGAAGGAUUCAAAAAAUUAUGGCUGUAAUGGAUACGGGAAAUAAUGAGAGAAACUGCAUUUCGUAAUUUUAUAGUUAGUGAAAGGCAAAGAGAGAAAACCAAAAGGACGAAUUAUUAUUUCGAAAUAACUUUUAAAAGUUCUAAGUCGUAAUUUAAGACACGAACGACGAGAAUCGUGAAUUAAUUCUAAGAAAAUACAUUUCCCUUCUUUUUGAAUAUUUCGUCCAUUCAUGAAUAUCAAGACGCUGUCGCCAUCUGAUAGCGAAUCGAUUGUACUAAUCCAUUGAAUUUGCAAGGAACUUUCAAACACCUACUCCUAUGAUUUAACAUUCGUUAUUUAAAAUCUUCAUCAUUAUUAUUGAAUCCUGUUAACAUAGAAGCUCAAAAAAUAACAGGAGCAGAGCUAUGCUACGAUUCUAAAUUCAUCUCCAUUCUUUUUUUCAUAAUUUUUCAUCCUUAUUUGAAACCUCCUCCACAAUUCUACCAUCCUGUUAACUUGCGAACAAAUAACAGGAGCAGAGGUAAGUUAUAAGUUAAAAUUGGUAUUCUAACUAGAAUAUCUUUCUCGUCGUAUAUGAUACCUCUACCAUUGUUCUGCAUUUCUGUUAAUAUCGGAUAAAAAUGACAGUAACUGGAUAAAUCGAAUUGGUGGUCAGAACAGAAUUUAUCCUCCUCGUCUAAAACCUCCAUUGCACUUCUACGUUCCUAAUAAUUCACGCGAUUUUUAGUUGAAUUCCAUAUUCAGAGAAGAUAAUAAGCGUGUUUUAUACUUUAUUGUUACUUCUCUUGCCUGACUUGUGAAUGGAUGACAU
Molecule: messenger RNA, 1612 nt
Organism: Apis florea (little honeybee)
Lineage: Eukaryota; Metazoa; Arthropoda; Insecta; Hymenoptera; Apidae
Product: peptidyl-prolyl cis-trans isomerase, rhodopsin-specific isozyme
Biological process (GO): protein folding; protein peptidyl-prolyl isomerization
Cellular component (GO): cytoplasm; intracellular membrane-bounded organelle
Molecular function (GO): peptidyl-prolyl cis-trans isomerase activity; cyclosporin A binding
Source: RefSeq, a predicted model, not a curated record